AUGGCCCAGCUGGUGUCCUUGGCGGGACCGCGGGGCCAGGCCGGCGCCUUCCCCCGACUGCUUCUCGGCUACCUGCUCUUCGUCCUGCUGGGAGGCGUGGCGUUCACGGUCGUGGAGAAGCCGGCGGAGAGUCGUCUGAGGGCCGAGGUGGAGGAGCUGCGGCGCUCCUUCCUGCGGGAGAACCCCUGCGUCGAGGAGAGCGGGCUGAGCAAGCUGCUGGCGAGAGCUCUCUCUGCUCACCACGGGGAUGUCGCCGUCUUAAAGGCAGAUGCAGACGAGAGACACUACGAUUUCACCUCGUCGCUCUACUUUGUCAUUGUCACUCUGACAACCAUGGGUUCUGACUCUUACACCCCCAAAUCAGACGAGGCCAAGCUUUUCUGUAUCUUCUACUGCACCCUGGGAAUCCCCCUCACCCUGUUCCUCCUCACCCUCCUGUCCGACCUCCUCCUCCCUGUCGUCACCCACUCCCCCAUCCUCUACCUGCAAACUUACCUAGGCUUACCCUACGCCCAGGCCGCUCUCGUCCACGCCAGCCUCCUCUCAGCCCUCAUCCUCCUCCUCCUCUUCUUUCUCCCCGCCCUCAUGGUCUGUGCGGUGGAGCCGGGCCGGAGUUUCCUGGAUGCCCUCUUCUUCUGCUUUGUCGUCCUGAGCACCGUCGGUCAGGGAGGAAACUCUGUGGGGGAAAACUGGGGGCCUCUGGCUAAAGAAACCCUCGAGUUCCUCACCACAUGUUACCUGCUGGUGGGCCUGGUGGUGCUCAUUACCUUAAAGGACACUGUCCUGCAGGUGCCCCAGGUCUGUGCGGUGAUGAGGCUUUUCUCCGGCCCCCAGCAUGCAGAGCUGGAGGGUGAAGAAGACUGCGAGGAGGAGCCCCAGUACUCCCAGUCCAUCUGCACUAUCUCCUCCACUCCAUUAGAGCUGAGGAGCCCAUGUUCAGACCCUCAGAGAACCAGAACCUCCACUCUCAAAACCACCUGA
Toxotes jaculatrix (banded archerfish) is the source of this 981-nucleotide messenger RNA. RefSeq names its product potassium channel, subfamily K, member 7 (gene kcnk7). The transcript is spliced from 3 exons. Bases 1 to 981 code for a protein of 326 amino acids. The record is from RefSeq and is a predicted model, not a curated record. Gene Ontology annotation, cellular component: membrane. Gene Ontology annotation, biological process: potassium ion transmembrane transport; stabilization of membrane potential. NCBI's taxonomy places the organism in Eukaryota, Metazoa, Chordata, Actinopteri, Toxotidae. Gene Ontology annotation, molecular function: potassium ion leak channel activity.